AUGCAAACCGAGAUUCCAGAGGAUAUUUUCCGACGGAUCGUCGGUUUCUCCACAAGUUCCCGCUCGAUUUUUGAACUCUGGAAUUUGAAUAGCACGGCUCGAGACGUUUUAAGCGAUGAAGUUGCAAAAUUGUCGAGAAAAGAGCCGAUUCGAGUGGACAUUGGUCAGUUUUUCCUGGAAAAUAACCCGUUUCAACGGGAGUUCUAUGAAAUUGGCAAUGCCGAACACAAAAAACGACUUCACGAGAAGAUUUGGAAGCUGGCACGUCUUCUAGAACGACUCCUGCGGAUCGGAAACGGAUUUCAGAUCGGUUUGUGCAGAAGAUUAAAUUUUUACGGGAAAACCGAUUUCAGACAAUCUGACGGCGUCGGCGCUCGGAAUUCAGGCGGAGACUGAUGAACGGUACCUGGAUCGAGCUCCAUCUAUGCUCCAGAAAAAGAUGGUGCACAUUUUGAGCCAAUUCCGAAGGUUUUUGAACAUAUUGAGAAAAGCGGAAGAUAGUUGGUUUUCAGCACUGAAAUCUUCGCUUCGACGGUUUUCAUGCGACCGUCUCGUGUAAUUCGGUCUUUUCGAAACCGAUUUGAGACGAUUACGGUCCUGGAUUUGGGAAAUAUGAAGGUAAUUCUAAUUGAAAUAGCUGGGGGGAAACGUGCGAAAAUUUCCAGCCACUCGCCGCGAUGAAACUCCGUUCGAAUGUAUUCCCAUCGCUCGAAAAUUUGGAGAAAUUGACGUGGCACAUGGGAAAUGUCGAAUAUCUCGACAAAAUUCCCAACAAGGACCGUCUCAGGUCUCUCGAUUUGACGUGCCACAUUGUCGGAGAAAUGUCUGCCCAAAAGUUUGAAGUUCUGCGGAAGUUUCACAAUUUGGAGCGCUUUUUCCUGGGAAUCAGUGUUCCGCACCGGCCGUGAGUUUUUUUUCCCGAUUUUACAAGGCAAAAAAAUUUUCCAGAACUCGAAUGGUAAUGGACAUUAUUCUGAACCUCUAUCAGUCGAUUUGGAGGCGAAAAUCGGCGGAGAACCAGCAGUUAUUAAUGGAAUCUUUCCCGAAUGUUCGAGAAAUGGGCUUCUGGAACUCUCCCGAGCGAGUAAAUAGCUGUUAAAAUGUCCAGAAAAGUUAUUCAAACAUGUUCAGCUUUUCCAACAAAUGGUCAGAAAAGGCAUCGAGUACGAGACGCUGAAUUUCGGAGCUCUGAGCCAGAAUUUGCACAGAUUGUGCUCUUUUGACUCGAUUUUGCAAUCGUUUUUCAAGUGGGAAGAGGCCGAAACCGUACUUCCGCCCCCAGUUAUUCGCCACUUGAAUGUGAGCGUUCUUCUGAUUUUCAGCUAAAAAUCUCAAAUGUUUAGGAUUUUCCCCAAUCUUUACCUUCAAAAAUCGCAAAUUUUCAGAUGAACCUGCAUACGAUGCCAGCCAUCGGACUCGACUAUUAUCUGCCAAAUUUGAUGGAUCGAAUCAAUGUAAACCCGAAAUUUUCCAAUUUUUCUGUAAAAUUUCAAUUCCAGAAGGUUCCAAGCCUCGAAUCGGUUUCCCUGUUCUUCAAAUGCAUCUAUCACAACGAGAUGACGUCGUCGUGGAGUAUGGAGACGUCGAAACAAAAGUCGGGCAGAAGACGUCCCGUUUUUGACGCAAAUUACACGCAUUUCUCGCUUCACAGUGAAGGAUUGUGUGGAGUACGUCGCUUACUUAUUAGUUACUUAGUUACUUUGUCGAUCCGUUCUUCGCUCACCUGGUAUGAGCGCGGAUCCCAGCACACCAUGCGUUGCGUCCUUGCCGUAUAGAAACUCACUUUCUGAGCGAAUCACUCCAUCUCAUCGGCUGCCUUCUCUCGGGAUCCACUCUUGCGUCAGCGUGGUCCACCUGUGUUGUCCGUCCUGCGCAUUACGUGUCCAGCCUAUCCUAGCUUUCUUUUCUUGAUGUGGAGUCGCGGACUUCGGAUGUCUUCUCGAUGGAGUUUUCUCUCUCUUUGCUGGGAGAGCGACAGCCCGACGAGUCUCGUUUCCAAUGACGCGCGGCUCACUCGGACUCUUUCGGCCAGUGCCUUCGUAAAGGUCCGGGUUUCUGAGCCGUGUGUGAGAGCCGGAGUCGAACAGUUUGGGGCAGGUCCGUGGUUCUCCCGCCGAUUUCCGGCUCCAACUCUUUGCGUUGAGUAGUCUGUCAAGGUAGAUGUGAUGAAACAUGUGAAAUUUAGGCUGAAAAUCAUGGAAUCUCAAAAUUCUCUCAAUUUUUGCAGCUGAAAGACCUGGACCGUCAACUGCCGCCGUCUCUCGAAACCUGCUCGAUUUCUCUGAAUUUGCCCUCCGAAUCGGCCCAAACCGUUUUCAAGUCCGUGCUGAAAUUCAUCGAAAAGCUCGGCUCACUCAAUGAUUUCCCGGAACUCGUCGAAUUUCACAUUCAAAUUCUGGGAUUGAAGUGUUUUGAGGUACUUUAACGAUUUUUCCGUAAAACUAGCGAAUUUUGUCGAAAAACGCAAAUUUCCCUCUCAAAACCCGGUUUUUUUCUUCAGUUGCUCACCCACACGAUCGCCGAAAGCUUCGGAGCCCAUCUCCGCCGUGUUUCCAUCCUGGCUCCACCACAAAACACGGACAAAAGUGUGGCGAAAGGACUGAUCCGCCAAAUGCCCGAAAUGUUUCCGAAAGCCGAACGGCUGGCGUUGAGCACCGAGUUUCUGCGCAUUUUGAUGAAGGCGGAGCACCAAAAAAGCCCGCAGUGGUCGGAGAAAAUCCGAAAAUUGGCCAGAAAAUCGGGUUUCGACGCCGAAAAGUGCCACGUCACGACGGGACAACUGCCAAUUGGCGAUUUUGUGGCGAAAGGCGACGAACCGGCCGAAAUUGAGGAGCUUCCCGAUAUUGAGCUCCCGCAAAACGUGGAAUUCGAGGAAAACGACGUGGAAGACGAGGAAGACGAUUUCAUCGACAACGAAAACGACAGCGAACACGUGGAGAGCCACGACGAUCUCGACGAUUUGGAGCGGAAAUUGGAGGCGGAAAGCGAUCGGCGCCACAAGAAAUGGCAGAAGAAACGGGGAAUCGAGGCGGAGAGCGAUGAGGACGACGAAGAGAAUAAAGAGAAUGAGGAGGAGGAGGAGGACGACGACGAUGUGAUCGAUUGGGACCAGUUGGAUGAGCUCGACGAAGAGGAGGACAGCAUUUUGGUAGGAUUUUGGAGAAAAACGGGAAACUCACAUGUUUCUUUGCAGAACGGCAUGAUAGACAACGAGGCGGUCGAAUCGGACGGCGAAGAGUCGGGCGGCGACGAGGAAGAGCCGGAGGGCGAAGAUUUGGCCGAUUCGGACGAUGAACGUCUUUUUGUGAGUAUCUUAGGUCAAAUCGCGACAUAAUUCCGACAGAUUUCAGGCCCACGGACCGCGCGGUCGAAAGCGUCGUGGCGCGGAGCCACACGAUAACGGAGCGAAACGGCGUCGGAUCGUGGUGUCGGACGAUGAGGACGACUGA
Caenorhabditis sp. 36 PRJEB53466 is the source of this 3449-nucleotide messenger RNA. NCBI's taxonomy places the organism in Eukaryota, Metazoa, Nematoda, Chromadorea, Rhabditida, Rhabditidae. The record is from the annotation of a GenBank genome assembly.